Messenger RNA from Pseudoliparis swirei, 4291 nucleotides. RefSeq names its product enhancer of zeste 2 polycomb repressive complex 2 subunit (gene ezh2). NCBI's taxonomy places the organism in Eukaryota, Metazoa, Chordata, Actinopteri, Perciformes, Liparidae. Gene Ontology annotation, biological process: chromatin remodeling. The transcript is spliced from 19 exons. Bases 337 to 2685 code for a protein of 782 amino acids. Gene Ontology annotation, molecular function: histone H3K27 methyltransferase activity; protein binding. The record is from RefSeq and is a predicted model, not a curated record.
UUACCGACGAGGAAACAUUGAAUUCGGACAAAAAAUAUAGUUUGGUGGAAUUUAAAACUCUCGUGAUUUCCUAAUUCACAAACACGCAUUCUUUUUUAUGAUAAAAGCGGCGGGAAAGGGCAGCUUUGCGCGUUGUUGCUACGUAAAAGCCGGUCUCGCGCAAAGUGAUUCCUUCCUUAUCUUUUCCCGGGAGCUAACAGCUAGCUGCCGAGCUACCCCCCCCCCCCUCCACGCCCCCCCACCCCAACACAAAGGACGACUUCUGCCGGUGUUUUUGUCUUAUCGAUCCCUGAUCGCUCCGUUGAAUGAGGUUUGAGCCUCACGUGCAGGUCCAUCAUGGUGCUGACAGGGAAGCGCUCGGAGAAAGGCCCGGCCUGCUGGAAGAGGAGGGUGAAGUCUGAGUACAUGAGGCUCCGGCAGCUCAAGCGCUUCAGACGGGCCGACGAAGUCAAGAGCAUGUUCAACACCAACCGCCAGAACAUCGUGGAUCGGACCGACAUCUUGAACCAGGAGUGGAAGACCAGGCGGAUCCAGCCGGUUCACAUCAUGACGUCCGUCGGCUCCCUGAGAGGAACCCGAGAGUGCACAGUGGACAGCGGGUUCUCCGAGUUCUCCAAGCAGGUCAUCCCCCUGAAGACUCUGAACGCCGUGGCCUCGGUGCCGGUCAUGUACUCCUGGUCGCCGCUGCAGCAGAACUUCAUGGUGGAGGACGAGACGGUGCUCCACAACAUCCCCUACAUGGGGGACGAGAUCCUGGACCAGGACGGGACCUUCAUAGAAGAACUCAUCAAGAACUACGACGGCAAAGUCCACGGAGACCGAGAGUGCGGCUUCAUCAACGACGAGAUCUUCGUGGAGUUGGUGAGCUCCCUGUCGCAGUACAGCGACAACGAGGACGAUGAGGACGAAGAGGAGGAAGAGCAGCAGGACUUCAAGGUGGAGAAGAUGGAAGUGUGCGAGGCCAAGGAGCAUCCGGAGGAGCCGCCGCCACCACCGCCGCCGCCACGCAAGGAGGCGCUCGUUGCCAGUGAGAGCCAAAGCAGCGCUGACGACACCAAGAAGUUUCCCUCUGACAAGAUCUUUGAGGCGAUCUCCUCCAUGUUCCCCGAUAAGGGCUCCACGGAGGAGCUCAAAGAGAAGUACAAGGAGCUGACGGAGCAGCAGCUGCCCGGCAUCCUGCCCCCCGAGUGCACGCCGAACAUCGACGGGCCGAACGCUCGCUCCGUGCAGCGCGAGCAGAGUCUGCACUCCUUCCACACGCUGUUCUGCAGACGCUGCUUCAAAUACGACUGCUUCCUGCACCCGUUCCAUGCGACUCCGAACACGUACAAGCGCAAGAACCUGGAGAACCUGGUGGACAGCAAGCCGUGCGGCGCCGAGUGCUACAUGUACCUGGUGCAGGACGGAUUGGUCGGCGAGUUCCCCGCCGCGGACGACGCAGCGGAGCGAGCCAAGACGCCCACCAAGCGCCCGGCGGGACGCCACCGAGGACGCCCCAACAGCCGGUCGGGAACGCCGUCCGUCUCCUCGGAGACCAAAGACACGGACAGCGACCGCGAGGGCAGCAAGGAGGAGGAGGAGGAGGAGGAGGAGGAGGAUGGAGAGGAAGAGCAGCAGGACGACAACAAAGAGGACGAGAGAGACGACAACAAGAAGGACGACAACAACAGCUCCUCAGAGGGGAACUCUCGCUGUCAGACUCCGAUGAAGCUGAGGGUCGAGGCCGAAGCGGUGGAGUGGAGCGGGGCCGAGGCUUCACUCUUUAGGGUUCUCAUCGCGACGUACUACGACAACUUCUGCGCCAUCGCGCGGCUCAUCGGCACCAAGACCUGCCGACAGGUUUACGAGUUCCGGGUCAAGGAGUCGAGCAUCAUCGCCCGGGCGCCCGCCGAAGACGAGGACACGCCGCCAAGGAAGAAGAAGAGGAAACACCGGCUGUGGGCCACGCACUGCCGGAAGAUCCAGCUGAAGAAAGACGGCUCGUCCAAUCACGUGUACAACUACCAGCCGUGUGACCACCCGCGGCAGCCCUGCGACGCCUCGUGUCCGUGCGUCACCGCGCAGAACUUCUGUGAAAAGUUCUGCCAAUGCAGCUCCGAGUGUCAGAACCGGUUCCCGGGCUGCCGGUGCAAAGCCCAGUGCAACACCAAGCAGUGCCCGUGCUACCUGGCGGUGAGGGAGUGCGACCCCGACCUCUGCCUGACCUGCGGCGCCGGGGACAACUGGGACAGCAAGAACGUGUCCUGCAAGAACUGCUCCAUCCAGAGGGGCGCCAAGAAGCACCUCCUGCUCGCCCCGUCAGACGUUGCCGGCUGGGGGAUCUUCAUCAAGGAGGCGGUCCAGAAGAACGAGUUCAUCUCCGAGUACUGCGGCGAGAUCAUCUCUCAGGACGAAGCCGACCGCCGAGGAAAAGUGUACGACAAAUACAUGUGCAGCUUCCUGUUCAACCUCAACAAUGACUUCGUGGUCGACGCCACGAGGAAAGGAAACAAGAUCCGCUUCGCUAACCACUCGGUGAACCCCAACUGCUAUGCCAAAGUGAUGAUGGUGAACGGGGAUCACCGGAUAGGAAUCUUCGCCAAGAGGGCGAUCCAGACGGGGGAGGAGCUGUUCUUCGACUACAGGUACAGCCAAGCGGACGCUCUGAAGUACGUGGGAAUCGAACGGGAGCUGGAGAUCGCCUGACUCGACUCCUCCUCCCUGUGGAUCGACAACCAAGGCCUUACACACACACACACACACAAACACUCCUUCACUUCAGGAAAGACAGUUGACUUGUCAUAAUGCGAGAGCUUCAGGAAAACUGGGAAUAUUUGAUGCCGUUUUUUCUUUUCUUCUUGAUGCUUGUUUUGAAAAAAGAAAAACUUUCAUUUCUUUUUCUUUCUUCGUGUUUCUUUCUUUUCUUCUGGACGUUCAAACUUCCUCUUCAAGCUUCACGGACCAAAAUCCUCCCGUCGUGUUUUUUUUAUACCGCGUGAGCUGAAACCAGCCGGUAGCGUCUUCACCGCAAUGCUGAUCACAAGAUCAUCACGUCGUGCUCAGGGGUUCGUUUUCUUCCCGGUGGUACUUGAACUAAACAUUCUUGUGUUUUGGACUAAAAUAUUUAGAUAUUAAUGGAGGAAAAAUCUGCAGAUUAAUUAAUAAGGAACAAUUUAGUUGCAGCAGAUGUUACUAAAACAUACGGCAAGAAAUAACUGAAACCAAACUUUGGGUUUUUAAACCAUUAAUCUGUUAAUCGGUUUAUUGAUUGACCCAAAAAGUCAGAACAUUUAAGAAAUGUGUUAAAAUAAGUGAUUUAAAAAUGAAUCCAUGAUUUCUCAGUUUUAUAAGUAAUUUAUUUCCACUUAAAGGACAUUUCAGUCUCUUAAAGGAAAGACGGAUAUUUGUUCUCCUGCUUUCCUUAAUUGAAAAUAAAAUCAACUUUAGAUAUCUUAAUAUCUAAAACAUCUUAUAAAAUUAUGUAAUCAAAAGCUUUUAAAACAGUCAUGAACUAAAUAAAUAUUAGAACAUCUUUAAAUGUUUUGUUCAAAGUUCAGUUCACGCUCAUAAUUUUUGUUUUGUUUGUUUCUACAUUAAUCGAUUUUAUAAAAUCAGAAACUCGCAAUGCCUUCAGGGCCCACUGGGGGGAAAAUGUAGGCACAACGACGUGUGGAGUCCUUUUCUCUCUCAACACCAGCAGACACGUCACGGUGUUUACGUCGUUACCGGCUUUUAAAACGGGUGCUGCUUCGAUGCCUUCAGGUGCUAAUGUAAAAACACGAAACCAGCACUUCACACGUUCCUCAGUGAGCGUGCCUUCUUUUGUCUUAUAACCACACUCAUCCCUUUCUCUCUCUUUUAAAACCUUCUGCAUGAUCCUCUCUCUGAACUCAGGUGCUCAGACCUGAACCUUCUGUAAUUAAAGGCUCUGAAUCCUGGUGCUUCUCUCUCUCGAGGGGGGGGGGGGUUCCUGAACACAUCACGAGCCUCUUUGAGUGAAGGCUGUGUGCAUGAAGACGUUCUGGUGAAAUAUCACAAACCUUUUUACUGCCGCUUCAAACGAGGCUUCCUCUGUUCUCAGUGAUGCAUUUAGACCACGCCCCCUACCCACACACUGAUUUAGGGGCGGGACUAAACAAUCAGACUGAAAGUGUUUGAACUUCAAUUAAAAGUGAGGAAAAAAACAAGUUUAAAUGUGAAAGACGUUUAUUUGACCUGCAGGUUGUUUCGAACACUUUGUUUCUGAGGUGCUGAUUUUUGUAAUGUUUACAGAUUGUUGUUCAGUGACGCACAUUAAAAUAUUAUGAAUGGA